Molecule: messenger RNA, 1463 nt
Organism: Coccinella septempunctata (seven-spotted ladybird)
Lineage: Eukaryota; Metazoa; Arthropoda; Insecta; Coleoptera; Coccinellidae
Product: pleckstrin homology domain-containing family A member 3-like
Exons: 6
Coding region: 291-932 (213 amino acids)
Biological process (GO): receptor recycling; endosome organization; retrograde transport, endosome to Golgi
Cellular component (GO): early endosome; recycling endosome; trans-Golgi network
Source: RefSeq, a predicted model, not a curated record
AAAAAAAAUAUACCUAAGAUGGAUAAUGAAAAUAAUGAUGAAAGAUAACAGGAUGAUGAAGCUGUUGAUUUUCAAAAGUGUGUGAAAAAAUAAAGACCUACAUUUCGGAAAUAGGAGAAAAAAGUUACUCACUAAUGUGAAAAAAAAUUUGUAAUUAUACUGUAGUUGUUAUACCUAUUAGGUCAGAUGGCUUUAUUUACGUAUGUCAAAACUGUUGUGUACGAAUCUCAUAAAUAUCCACAUCAGUGUUCAAAUUGCAUGAUUAUUGUAAAAAAUACUAUUUUAAUGGCAUGAAAAUAGUUUUGGGAAGUAUGGAAGGUACUUUAUGGAAGUGGACGAAUUAUUGGAACGGUUGGCAGACAAGGUGGUUUGUACUCAAAGAUGGAAUUUUAAGUUACUAUAAGUCCCAGGACGAAGUUUCGCAAGGAUGCAAGGGCUCAAUGAAAGUUCAGGCUUGUGAAAUAAAUGUGAGUCAAUUAGAUAAUACAAGAAUGGAUUUGGUUAUACCUGGUGAGCAGCAUAUGUAUUUAAGGGCUGCCACAUCACAAGAAAGACAACAAUGGCUUGUUUCUUUAGGUAGUUCUAAGGCCUGUGUUAGGAACAGAAAAGAUAUAGUUGAAGUUAAUCCUGAUGCUCUCAAAACAAAAAAGUCUGAACUACGUUUAUACUGUGAUUUGCUCAUGCAACAAGUCCAUUUAAUAAAAACAGCCUCAAAAAGUGAAGAUCCAUUGGAGUUCCAGCAAAUGGAUGAAGCGACAAAAAUGUUGGGAGCAACUUGUGAUACUUUCAUAAAAACAUUAGAAGAAUGCAUGAAGUUGACAAGUGCAAAUAUUAUAUUUGACCCACCCAUUAGUAGUGAUACAAUUUUGCCGCCUAAUAAUAUGAACUCCACAGUCAAAAAGAAAAGUAUUAUGAAAACAGAAGAAACUUGAGAUGACAAUAGACUGCAUUUUUACUACCUGUAAUAAUAGAGUCAUACUUGAAUAUAAGAGAAUUUUCUAUCUGUUAUUUAUUUGUGUUAUUACAUACAUAUAAUGUUUGUUGUCUAAAUCGAGAUUUAAUCUGUUAUUUAUGUUUUUAGUUUAAAAUAUAUUUUAUAUUAGUCAAACUUCACUGAUAUGACUUGUUUAAGUUUUUCUUGAAUUAUUCCUAAUUUGACAUUUUAGUUUAUUAUUCUUUCAAUUGAUAUGUAAGAAGUUGUUGGGAAUUUCAACUGGAUUUGUUAAUUCUAGACAUUAUUCCAUUUGCAUUCCAUUGUUCGGUUUAUUGUUUUACAACAAAAAUCAAUAUUGUUGUGAAAAUUAUUUCUUCCAUUAGCAAAAGAUAUGUGAUAUUGUUUAAUUGACAGAGAAUUUUAUCAUAUGUUGAUAUUUAGUUUUGAAUUUGAAUAAUUCAUUUCCUUUUGUUUGUAUUGAAGUUGAAAUAUUGUAACCAACGAAAAAUCAAUUAAAACAUAACCUUUA